This is a messenger RNA of Penicillium salamii, 918 nucleotides long. NCBI's taxonomy places the organism in Eukaryota, Fungi, Ascomycota, Eurotiomycetes, Eurotiales, Aspergillaceae. The record is from the annotation of a GenBank genome assembly.
AUGUCCUCCAAGAUUGACUCCUACCCCUCUGAGAUGGAUGCCAUGACUGAGUCUGGCUACGUCAGUGCUGGCUCUGGUGCAAGCGAAGAAUACGUCCCGGAGAUUGUAUUCACCAAGCCUCAUCUUCAAUUCCUCAACCGUCAGCUCCAGUUCCUUGAGCCUCAAGAAAUCUUGCGGUGGUGCAUUACAUCCCUGCCUCACCUGUUCCAGACUACUGCUUUCGGCUUGACUGGUCUGGUCACUCUGGAUAUGCUCUCUAAGCUCGAGGUUCCUCGUCCUCAGAUGGUGGACCUCAUCUUCCUCGACACUCUUUACCACUUCGAUGAAACCAAGACCCUGGUGGACCGUGUCCGCCGCAAGUACCCCAACAACAACGUGCACAUCUUCAAGCCUGCUGGUGUCGACACCACUGCCGAAUUCGAAGCCAAGUAUGGCGCCAAGCUCUGGGAAGUCGAUGACCAACUUUACGACUGGGUUGCCAAGGUCGAGCCUGCUCAACGCGCCUACCGUGAAAUGAACGUCCACGCCGUCCUCACUGGACGUCGCCGCAGCCAGGGUGGCAAGCGUGGCGACCUCGACAUCGUCGAAGUCGACGAGGCCGGUCUCAUCAAGAUCAACCCCAUGGCCAACUGGUCCUUUUCUCAAGUUCAGCAGUACGUCAAGGACAACGAUGUCCCUUACAACGAGUUGCUCGACCGUGGUUACAAGAGUGUUGGUGACUGGCACUCCACUCAGCCCGUUGCUGAGGGCGAGGACGAGCGUGCUGGCCGCUGGAAGGGUCAGCAGAAGACUGAGUGCGGUAUUCACAACAAGCGCUCGGCUUACUCCCUUUACUUGAUGGAGAUGGAACGCAAGCAGCAAGAGGAGGCUCAGGCUCUUACACAGGCUCUCAAUGCUCAGUGCACUCCUGUGGCUUAA